Molecule: messenger RNA, 2086 nt
Organism: Kockovaella imperatae
Lineage: Eukaryota; Fungi; Basidiomycota; Tremellomycetes; Tremellales; Cuniculitremaceae
Exons: 2
Coding region: 168-1973 (601 amino acids)
Source: RefSeq, a predicted model, not a curated record
UUGCUCCUGGUCAGCACUCUUCGCUACACACCCCAACUCAUAUAGACUCGAUCUUAGCUCUUGCAGCGGGGCGAUUGAGUGCAGAUCAUUUUCGAAAUUAAACUCCGAAACUCAACUCCGGUCAUUCGGGCUUCUCGCCCGUUCUCCGGGGCAAACUUGUUAUUUCCAUGCGAGCAACGGUCUGCACACACACACUCUUGAUCCUCUCAUAUGCUGGCAUUAAACAACGAGGAAUCUACAUUGAUCGAGACGACUUUGGCGCGCUCAUCACUCCUGGACUUCGCUCGUCCAUAGGCGCCAUGUUCGGACUCAUCCUCUAUCCUCACCGUCCGACCAUCUUGGACUUUAUCAUAUGCCUGGGGAAUAUGGUCAUAGUACCCUUACUCAUGAUCACUCCAUUGACGCCUGGUUGGCGAUUCAUUCGUGGAGCCAUCUUUGCCCCUCUCACCUCGUCCAUCUUCCUCUAUGUUUCCACCUGCAUCGCCCAAUACAAUCUUGCAGAUAGAUGGGGGGUGCCCGUUUUGAUGGGGUAUUUUUUCGCUCAAUGUUGGUCAAUCUUCCUCUUUUGGCCUCCCGAGGACAAUGUGUAUCGUCUUAUACCGAGGAUUACGGGCCAGACGCAUCUUCACAACGGUCAUGAAGGGCACGAUAGGCAUAAUGGUAACCCCCACGGUCACUCCAAGUCGACGACAGUGGACCUCGUCGCCGAACCCGUCCCUGAACCAUGGACACUGGCCAAAUUCUACUGGGCAAACUCCAGAUGGUGGUCUUGGCGCUGUAUAGGCUGGUCCGACUCGUGUCCUUUACCUCAAUCUGCGCAGCGUCAUCCUUACACCCAUCAAUCUUCUCGUAAGGACUACCUGAUAGCGAGGUUCAAAUACCUCAUCUUGACUGUUAUCGUUGGAGACUUUAUCCACAGCUACAUCAGGCUCUCAUCCCAAGCACCCUUCUUCCAGAACCUUCCUGGAGCCCAGACUUAUGAUGAGAUGUCUACUUGGGAACGGGCCAAGUGUAGUCUCAUCACUGUGGGGUGGAUAUGGUUCAGCCUCGAACUUCCGCAAGUACAGUGCAGUAUCUUUUUCGUCGGAGCUGGUGGUAUUCUAGGCUGGGAAGGAGAGAUAUGGUCGCCUUGGGGCUGGCCUCCAAUGUUUGCGAGUUCGGGUAACUUCUUCCGACGACCGACUUUGGCAUAUACUUGGUCCACUUCCUGGCAUCAAUACAAUCGAAGUAUUCUCUACAGCUACGGUUGGCGAGGGAUCGGAGAGACCAUCCUUCGUCUACCGCCGACAGGUCUAUCCGUCAAACUGGCACAAGGUCGCGCUCAGACCUCUCUGUCAAACUCCAAAGUCAAGUCCGAGCUCUCGCCGCAAAUCCCUCAUACGUCCGCUAGCAGCUCCACAGUCAGCUCUGGUCGUACGUCACCCACUCAUCCCAUCCCAACAGCACCAUCUCAGUCGAUACGAUCCCUUCACACACCAGACCUCAUCAACAACCUCAUCAAAUCCGCCAUCGUCUUCUUCCUCACUGGCGUCCUGCACGAUCAAUCCACGUACUUCAUGUUGAAGGACUACUUCUAUCCAGGAUCUUCAUGGCUUGCAACGUCAAAGUCUAUGCCUUCAAUACACGUGAGCCCUGGUCGAAAUCCAAACUUCCAUUGGACAGACGCCAUCGUAACCACUCCUUUCUUUGCGAUUCAACCGCUAGCACUGGCAUUUGAGGCCCUCGUGAAACGUCAGUGGAGAGCUUACAAGGUCAGACAUCAUCCUGAAUGGCUGCAAGCAUCACGAGAGCCACCUUGGCUCGUGUAUGCCGAAAGAGCCACCAGCUUCACCUUUACGUGGGUGUGGCUCGGGUGGUCUGCCCACUGGUUCGUAGCGGGCAUCCCGAGGACUGGGGCGUAUGCCAAGAUGGUAGAUGAGUCAGCCUCUUGGAGUCCAGUCAGUGGUCUGAUAUGGGGUGUGUGGUACCGUUAGUUAGGCCCUGGUGGUCUGCAAUUUACAUGCAUGUAGCAGCAUCCAGUAUGAUCGGACAUGGGACAUGCCACUAUGUGCCAUAUGAGAGACUGCCACAUGUAUACUUUGCCCCG